AUGGACACAGGCCCCGGCCCGGGCGAAGUCUCCUCACAUAUCAACGGGGGCGACAGAAGCGGGGCCCAUCAGCGACGACAGAAGCGUAGCAGAAUCCUCCUCUCAUGCGCCCCAUGCCGCACGUCGAAGCUCAGAUGCGACCGCCAACAACCAUGCAGGCAGUGCUCCCGCAAGGAGAGACAGGAUCUAUGCGAGUACGCUCCCCGACCGGAGAAGAAGCGGUCGCGGCCGCGGCCGACGCCCAAGAACAUGUCUACGCGACUGAAGCAUCUCGAGGGUGUAGUGCGGGAGAUGAUGGAUGAGGAUGGGAAACUCAAUAGACCAUCGGGACAGACGAACGGGGGGGUUGGAAAGUCCAUAGGAGGAUGGAGAGGAGGAGCGAAGAAGUUGCAGGGACAGGUCAUCCGGGGACAGAAUGAGGUGACCUCUUAUAUUGGCGAGACGCAUUGCAUGGCUAUGCUUGACGAUGUGGAUCUCAAGGCAUACUUUGAUAACUCGGAAGACGAAGACGACAGCGAUUCACCACCGUUCAGCCACCUCGAGGAGCCGGACCUGCUGAUGUCCGAGCUUGGCUCCUCGUCUACGGUGACGCGCGAGGAUCUCAUCUCCCAGCUUCCCGAGAAGAACGUGAUGGCCCGGCUCGUGUCGAGAUAUUUCGAGUGUCUGAGUCCAUCGCAGUCAAAGUACGCUCGCUUCUGCCAAAACCCCGAUAGCGCAACACUACACUGGAUAUCGCAGGUGUUCAUGAUACUCUCGAUGGGCGUCUACUACAGUCAGUACCAGGCGCCUGCCGAGAUCGAGCAGGACUCGGCCAUCCCGCCGGCGGACCGGGUGAGGCACUACCGCAUCUGCGCGGGGUGGGCUCUCAUUGCGGGGAAAUACAUGCAGCCAGACCAGACGACGCUCCCGGCGAUGGUACUCUACCUGGGCUCCCACCUGCACCUGAACCGCGCGACGCAGAUGUCGUCUUAUGUCCUGUCGGGGUUGUGCCUUCGCCUAAUGCUCAAGUUGGGCCUGCACCGUGACCCGGAUAAGCUGGCGGGCAUAUCGCCCUUCGAAGGGGAGAUGCGCCGACGGCUGUGGAACCAGGCCGUCAUUCUGGAGACGCUGGUGUCGUUCCACGUCGGGCUCCCGGGCAUGGCCACCAUGAUCGACUCGGACGCGCAGCUCCCGCGCAACCUGCAGGACGACGAUUUUGACGAGAACACCGGCACCUUGCCGGCGUCGCGGCCCAUGUCGGACUGGACGCCGGUGACGUACGCGGCCCUAAAGCGCGGCAUCAUGGCCGUAUUCGGGCAGAUAUCGCGGCAGGCGCACGCGCUCAGGUCGCCCGAGUACGGCGAGGUGAUGCGGCUGGACGCGGAGCUGCAGCGCGAGUGGGCCAAGGUGCCGCCGCUGAUGAUGGUCCGCUCGACGGAGGAGAGCAUAGGCGACCACCCGGCGCUGGUCAUGCAGCGCUUCGGCAUAUCGGCCCUGUACAACAAGAGCCGGUGCGUGCUGCACAGGCGGUACCUGGCCGACAUGGGACCCUCGCCCAGGAGGCUGCACGACUACUCGCGACAGCAGUGCCUCGACGCCGCCGUGUCACUCCUCAACGCCCAGAGCCUGAUAUGGGAGCUCUCGCGGCCGGGCCGCAGCCUCUCGGGCCACAGGUGGUUCGUGUCCUCGCUGUCCGUCCACGACUACCUCCUCGCCGCCAUGGUGGUGUACUACAUCAUACAAUCGGAGCACUACGACAACCCGGACAGCAAGGUGGUGUGGGUGGACCCUGCGAGGUCUUCAUCUCUGUCGUCGUCGUCGUCGUCGUCGCUGUCCACGCCACCUACGAGGGAGCACCUGAAGGGUCUGAUCUACACGUCCUACAAGGUGUGGGAUGACCUGGCCGGGACGACGAGCGAGGUGCGCAGGACGGCCGACACGCUGGCCCUGAUCUUGUCCAGGCUGGGAUGUCCGGUUGAUCGGCCGGCACAGACCUCGCCGAUAGACGCGGAUGCUGCCGCCCGUGGUGCUGCCGCCACCACGGGCGGCAGCGUCAGGUCCAGGAACAACAUCGAUACCGCUACCCUGAGUGGCGUACAGGACAGGUCGGAGGGCUCGUUCGAGGCUGCGUUGCACGGCCGCGUGUCGUCGAUGAGUUUGAAUGGUGAAGUCUUCCUCCCAGAAUUGAUGUAUAUGCCGUUUCUCGAGGAAGAAUGA
This is a messenger RNA of Geosmithia morbida, 2196 nucleotides long. RefSeq names its product Fungal trans. Lineage: Eukaryota; Fungi; Ascomycota; Sordariomycetes; Hypocreales; Bionectriaceae. Gene Ontology annotation, molecular function: DNA binding; zinc ion binding; DNA-binding transcription factor activity, RNA polymerase II-specific. The transcript has 3 exons. The coding region runs from base 1 to 2196 and encodes 731 amino acids. Gene Ontology annotation, cellular component: nucleus. Gene Ontology annotation, biological process: regulation of DNA-templated transcription; DNA-templated transcription. The record is from RefSeq and is a predicted model, not a curated record.